AUGGCGGCGGGCGGUCUUCGCGGUCUGGCGGUGGCUGGCGGAGGCGAGAGUAGUGAGAGUGAAGAUGAUGGCUGGGAGAUCGGGUAUCUCGACCGGACGUCUCAGAAAUUAACAGGUCCGUUACCUACUGGAGAAAAGAAUGAAAUAUUUAAGAAAGCACUGACUACAGGAGAUAUUUCGUUGGUCAAGGAGCUCCUAGAUUCUGGAGUUAGUGUAGAUGCCAGCUUUCAGUUUGGAUGGACACCUCUUAUGCAUGCUGCUAGUAUUGCCAAUGCAGAGCUGGUUCGGGUCCUUUUGGACAGAGGUGCUAAUGCAAGCUAUGAAAAGGAUAAACAAACUAUUUUGAUAACUGCAUGUUCUGCGCGUGGUGCACAGGAACAGAUCUUGAAGUGUGUAGAACUACUACUUUCAAGAAAUGCUGAUCCAAAUGUUGCUUGUAGGAGAUUAAUGACUCCAGUCAUGUAUGCUGCACGAGCUGGUCACCCUCAGGUGGUUGCUCUUCUUGUUGCUCAUGGAGCAGAAAUUAAUACCCAGGAUGAGAACGGUUAUACUGCUUUAACAUGGGCAGCACAUCAGGGUCAUAAAAAUGUUAUUUUGAAAUUGCUUGAACUUGGAGCUAAUAAAACGCUACAAACCAGUGAUGGAAAGACACCAAGUGAGAUUGCAAAUAGAAAUAAACAUCUAGAGAUCUUCAGGUUACUUUCUUUGACAUUAAAUCCUUUGGAAGGAAAGCUUCAACAAGUAACUAAAGAAGAGACUAUUUGUAAACUGUUUACAACAGAUUCUGAUAAAGAAAAAGAUAGUAUAUUUAGUUCAUAUGCAGCGUUUGGAGAGUUGGACAUAUUUUUACAUGGUCUUGGACUAGAACAUAUGACAGAUUUAUUAAAGGAAAAAGAUAUAUCGUUAAGACACCUUAUGACCAUGAGAAAAGAUGAAUUUUUAAAGAAUGGAAUUGCCAGUAGAGAUCAGCAGAAAAUUCAGUCUGCUCUGAAAGAAUUAGUGGUAGAAGAAAUAAAAUUUGGAGAACUACCUGAAGUGGCAAAGUUGGAAAUAAGUGGUGAUGAGUUCCUCAGUUUCCUUCUGCAAUUAAACAAACAGUGCGGCCAUUUAAUAACAGCGGUUCAGAAUAUCAUGACAGAAUUGCCUGUAAAUUCUCACAAGAUAGUACUAGAAUGGGCUUCUCCCCAGAAUUUCACUUCUGUUUGUGAAGAACUGGUUACUAAUGUUGAAGAUUUGAAUGAAGAAGUCUGCAAAUUAAAAGACUUAAUUCAGAAGUUGCAAAAUGAACGGGAAAAUGAUCCAACUCAUAUACCAUCAGUGGAAGAAGUAUCUUCAUGGAAUAGUAGACUUUUGAAGAGGACAGCUCUUACAGUAUGCGGAUUUGGGUUUCUUCUUUUCAUCUGCAAGCUAACUUUCCAGAGAAAAUAA
Messenger RNA from Chrysochloris asiatica (Cape golden mole), 1428 nucleotides. It is a transcript of the gene ASZ1, whose product is annotated as ankyrin repeat, SAM and basic leucine zipper domain containing 1. NCBI's taxonomy places the organism in Eukaryota, Metazoa, Chordata, Mammalia, Afrosoricida, Chrysochloridae. Gene Ontology annotation, cellular component: pi-body. The record is from RefSeq and is a predicted model, not a curated record. Bases 1 to 1428 code for a protein of 475 amino acids. Gene Ontology annotation, biological process: piRNA processing. Gene Ontology annotation, molecular function: protein binding. The transcript has 13 exons.